This is a messenger RNA of Fonsecaea erecta, 2415 nucleotides long. RefSeq lists its product as hypothetical. Gene Ontology annotation, molecular function: zinc ion binding; DNA binding; DNA-binding transcription factor activity, RNA polymerase II-specific. The record is from RefSeq and is a predicted model, not a curated record. NCBI's taxonomy places the organism in Eukaryota, Fungi, Ascomycota, Eurotiomycetes, Chaetothyriales, Herpotrichiellaceae. Gene Ontology annotation, biological process: regulation of DNA-templated transcription; DNA-templated transcription. The transcript has 5 exons. The coding region runs from base 1 to 2415 and encodes 804 amino acids.
AUGCCUGCCGAAGUCGAGCAGAAACCAAAAUCCAAGCAUCGCAAGUCCACCUGCGCGGGCUGUCGGAGAAGAAAGUCAAAAUGCGACGGGAAAACACCCAAAUGCACCACGUGUAUCGCAUACAAAGACGACUGUCACUACGACAAGCCACCCUCACUCGCCUACGUGCGAUCGUUGGAGGAGGAAAUUCAAGAACUAAAAGCGCAAUUGCGACAGGCCAAGACCCAAGUGUGGCUAAGUCGGGCUGGGUCUCACGAUGACAAGAAGCUGCCUUCAGCGUCGCCCGCCAGCGAAACCGCCGGAUCGCAAAGCUCAAGUCAAGUCCUGGCACAUCGGAAUCGACAUGUCAAGUGGGAGGCCGACAUUAGUGUGGACGACAGCGGAAGUGUAACAUUCCACAACUCGACGUCUCCCAUCCACGAGCCACCCUCAGGUCAGGGUCAUCACCCGCCCAUAGCAGCCCAACUUAAUUACAGUGGAAGCCUUCACGAAGACCAGCGGGUGAAACGGGAUCUGAUCUUAAAUGCCACUCACCAGCGACAGAUUGAACCCUUCGCCAUUGCAAAUGGUGCCGCCAAGACAAAUGUGCCCAAGGAAAUCUCCCACGAACUGCUCAAGUAUCAUUGGUGCUGGCAGCAUCCUUUAUUUCUGUUUGUAUACCGGCCGGCGUUUACGAGAGGAAUGGCCAUGGUGGAUCUGAAUACGCCCGGUGCUCAAGAUCCCCCGUACUUUUCGGAAACGUUGCUAAAGGUGAUACACGCCCAUUGUGCCAGGUUUCUGAAUCACGACGUCUACCAGGACCAGUAUCAUAGUGUGCUGAACCAACACAGUCCCAUGGGGAGCUCGAUGAGCGCCGGAGAGUUUAUGCAAAAAAUGACCGACGAAGCGCGAUUUGGCUUGGGCAUGGAUAUGCUGAGGACCAGCUCGAUCCCAACCAUUCAAGCCCUCUUGCAACAGUCAGCGAGAGAAGUCAUGUUUGGAAGAUCCGCGCAAGCCUGGACGUUCUCGGGGGUCGCGUUUCGGAUGGCCUUGGACCUGGGCAUCCACCUCCCCAGCGACAAACUCCAAGCGUUGGUGAAAAGCCUGACCCCUGAAGACAUCGAGAUUCGAAAGCGGUUAUUCUGGAGUUGCUACACGUGGGACAAAAUCCUCUCGCUAUAUCUGGGGCGGAUGCCCGGUUUCACGCCCGCGGUGGAGGAAGUUCCCUUGACCUUCAUGGACGACUACAGUGACAGUGACCUCUGGUCACCAUACUACGGGGAGACGCCAACACCGGAGCUCGCGAAUGCCCCCAACUACCCACCUUGUCCUGGCUACGUGGUUUCAUGCUUCCGGCAGUUGUGCAAAAUUUGUGUCAUUCUCAACGACCUGAUGCACAACAUAUACUCGGCUGAAGCGGCCGCCCGCCGCGAGAUGGGAGAUGAAGACCACUCGGCCGAGGCCAAAACAGCCAGCGAGGCACCUUUUGGGAGAAUUUCGCGCGAUCUACGAGACUGGCUCAUUUCCUUGCCCCCUCAUCUACGAAUCAACCCCGACCAAAUGCCGUCUCUAGCACCACCAGUGCAUAUUAUGUCACUGAAUCUCCUCUACCAUACCACGGUGAUACUUCUACACCGCCCGCUUGUCCUUGGAGCACGAGACAUGAACGCACCAGGGCCGGCACGGUCAUGGCAAUUGUGUAUUCAGGCCACGGGCGCCAUCCACGAUCUGAUCAUGCUACAAGCGAAUACUUUUGGACUGAACCACGUCUCCUAUCUCAAUGCCUACAGCGUUUACAUUGCCGCGACAAUCGCCAUUCUUCGUUUCGAAAGAGAAUACCAACCGGGCGAGGAUCCUGCGGUUGCGGCACAAAAGCAUGGCUUGAACUUCCUCCUGGAGGUCUUGCAAAAGGCCUCGAGUACCAUGCCUGCUUUGGAGCGCAGCAACGCCAUCAUCCGAAAGAGAAUGAAGGCCGCGUUGGAUCGCCAGAAGGCCCAGCAGGGUCCGGUGAGGAGGACGUACUCGAACGGAUCAACACCACCCACCGCGAAAUUCAGCAUUCCCACGCCAACGAGUCAUCAGAUGGAUCUCGCACAGCCGACGGCCUUUCAAGCACUUUCAAAUCCGGCUUUGGUGCAUGGAGCCUACUCACAACCAGAUACGCCGGGCUCCUUCGCCGCCCCCAUGCAAUGGCAGUCAGGGAUGAGGAGCAGCCUCUACUCGGAACCCGCACACGCGCCCGAAGACUUCUUGCCAGCUUUCCCUGGACAACAGUUCCCGGUAGGCUCCGAGCACAGCUUUGGCAGCAACGAGGUCGAUCCGCACGCGAGGACGGCGCUGUUAGGUUACAAUCUUGAUCCACACCCCAGGUUGAGUACGGGAGAUAUUGAUUGGAACUUCAUGGAUUCUUUUGAGGGCCAGUCAGUCCAUAUGUGA